Messenger RNA from Cyprinus carpio (common carp), 3829 nucleotides. Its product is annotated as guanine nucleotide-binding protein G(I)/G(S)/G(T) subunit beta-1-like. Gene Ontology annotation, biological process: G protein-coupled receptor signaling pathway. NCBI's taxonomy places the organism in Eukaryota, Metazoa, Chordata, Actinopteri, Cypriniformes, Cyprinidae. Gene Ontology annotation, molecular function: signaling receptor complex adaptor activity; protein binding. The record is from RefSeq and is a predicted model, not a curated record. Gene Ontology annotation, cellular component: heterotrimeric G-protein complex; cytoplasm.
GCUCGCGCGGCGUGGGGUUUCCCAGAGCAGACUGCAGGGUUACCGCGCCCAUCUCCGUCUGAUGGCCGGAUGAGAGGUGAACUGAACUGGAGAGAAGUGCUCCUUCAAGGAAGGCAACGGGAAGUGGCCACCGACGGAUUUAUUCGUUGACCAAAGUCUGCAAUCGGACAUUUAUGAGUGCAGUUUUUCAUCGCAGUUGAGAUCCCCCUCAAACAGGCUCAUUUCCCGCCCGCUGGAGCGAGUUUUGUCGCUGUGGCAGUGGACUCGGUACUUCUCCCGCUGCUAGUUAGCGAGCUAGCUCGUCUUGUUCGUUGAUGCGUGGAUUUGACAGCCACACCGUCGUUUUUUUCGGUCAAUGCCAUAUAAACAAAGGCCAUUUACGACUGAGAACAGAUUAGAACGUGUCCCGGCAGUAGGAGUGAGGCAGAGCUUUAGAAGAGGAAAAUGAGUGAACUGGACCAGUUACGCCAGGAGGCUGAGCAGCUGAAGAACCAGAUCAGAGAUGCAAGGAAAGCUUGUGCAGAUGCCACACUAUCACAGAUCACAGCCAACAUCGACCCUGUUGGCCGAAUCCAGAUGCGUACAAGAAGAACACUGCGAGGACAUCUGGCUAAAAUCUACGCCAUGCACUGGGGCACCGAUUCCAGGCUGCUUGUCAGUGCCUCCCAGGAUGGAAAACUCAUUAUUUGGGACAGUUAUACCACAAAUAAGGUCCACGCCAUUCCUCUGCGCUCCUCCUGGGUGAUGACCUGUGCCUACGCUCCUUCAGGGAAUUAUGUUGCUUGUGGAGGCUUAGACAACAUCUGCUCCAUCUACAGCCUCAAGACUCGCGAGGGGAACGUGCGUGUCAGCCGUGAGCUGGCCGGACACACAGGAUACCUCUCUUGCUGCCGCUUCGUUGAUGACAACCAGAUUGUUACAAGUUCUGGCGACACCACCUGUGCUCUCUGGGACAUAGAGACCGGUCAGCAGACGACCACGUUCGCAGGUCACACCGGCGAUGUGAUGAGUCUGUCUCUGGCUCCAGACACCAGGCUGUUCGUGUCAGGAGCCUGCGAUGCCUCUGCUAAACUCUGGGACGUCCGUGAGGGCAUGUGCCGACAGACCUUCACUGGCCACGAGUCAGACAUCAACGCUAUCUGUUUCUUUCCCAAUGGAAAUGCGUUUGCGACUGGCUCUGACGAUGCCACCUGCCGGCUGUUUGACCUGCGCGCCGACCAGGAGCUCAUGGUCUACUCUCACGACAACAUCAUCUGCGGCAUAACCUCCGUGGCCUUCUCGAAGAGCGGCCGCCUGUUGCUCGCCGGCUACGAUGACUUCAACUGCAAUGUGUGGGACACCCUAAAGGCUGACCGCGCUGGUGUGCUGGCCGGCCACGACAACCGAGUUAGCUGUCUGGGUGUAACUGAUGACGGUAUGGCAGUGGCUACAGGGUCCUGGGACAGCUUCCUCAAGAUCUGGAACUGAACGCUGAAGGUGCUUUCAAUACAACAUGUCUGAUACAAUAUCAUUUGAGCUCCAAAGUUGACUGGAAGACCAUUCCAACUUUAGAAUGUUAAAUUUCACAGCAUCGUCAACAACAAAACACCUUAUAAAACUGACUGACACCACCAUGAAAAGAAAUAAAACUUCUAAGGGAAAACAAUGCCUUUCCUACACCAAGAAGAGCACAAUUUGUUUUAUCACCCAGCUUAAAAAAAGAAAAAAAAGAGAAAAAAGAAGAUUUCCUGUGGUAUCAAAUGAAUAACUUGCAUUCCUUCUCGGACCAUUCUGUGUCACCCUGUAAGAGAAAACACAAAACACUAUCAUCCUACGCUUAUGUAUCAUGUGUCUAGAAAGCAAAUGUUGGAGUGUAAUUGUACAAAUUAUUUAACUCUUAUUUUUUUUUUCUUCUUCUUCUUCUGUUCCUUUUAUCUGAUAGUUCCAUCUUCUAGAUCAUUUUCCCGCCUGUUUUUUCUGUUUAGAUGAUAUGUUUCUGAUUAGUAAAACUUUUAAUCCUGUUAUAAAACCAUGUGAAAACAAGAAGAGUCAUGUAAAAUGCUGAAACUAGACCAGGAUGGAAGAGCAGCUUUUUUGACGAUGCCAAUCAUGUGUUUUGUUUUGUUAUUUUCGUGUGCACUAGGUUGCUCUAGAGGUUGUGUAGUUUUCAUGAAUGUGACUUGAGCGAAAGGUAAAGUUCUUGCGCCCUCUUGUGAAAGCUUCAUUUUCAUAUUUUUGGGCGUCCCCAGACAGCGUUCACCUCUGAUUGUUAAUAUCGCUGGGCUAUUGCCGAUCACCGGCUAAUAAGAACAGCCUUAGCUUUCUUAAAAAAGAAAAGGAAAAAAAAAAUGUAAUCCUGAUCUGUGCAUUAGUUAACUUUCAGUGUGAAUCCGGGUCCUUUGUCAUUAAAGAAAAAAAAGAAAAUGCCAUAAAAAUGCCAUAUCUCUUUGAAAUACUUUGCCAUUUCUGAGUCUGAGGUACUCGCUUCAUUUAUCUACGAAUGGCCGUUGUAAAUAUGGGUAUCCGACUUGCACGCGAAUGCAGCAUUAUAUCCUAGCUAAUGUUUCUUUCCAGUCUCGUCACAGCUUUGUUUGCACAAUAAGAAACUUGACUAACGUUUUAAGCGUUAACUAACCAAGCACAUGCCGUUAAUCACAUUGAAUGCUAAUUUUAACGUAGAAAACGCACAAAAAAAGUACAAAAAAAGUGAAGAAAAAAAAAAAAAAAAAAAAACGCGCUAAAAAUACAAUCCUCUUUCAUUGGAUUAAAAACAGUUCAGACUAACCCCUUAGCUUAUCUUCUGGUCUUACGUUUGUACGUUUCUUCGAGCUUUUGGCUUUAAUUCCGAUUUUGGGGAUCGUUUUGGUCGGCGGGCGGGGAGUGUUUAGUUUAGUUUUUUUUUUUUUUUUCAGCCGUGUCGGGGUCAGUGUUUGGAAAAACCGAAACCUUUUUCUUAUUUUUUCUUUUUAGCCCAGUUCCAGAGAGAGAACAGAUAGCCCUGUCUGUGCUUGGAAAUACAGUUACUACUAUGUGAAUGAAAUGUUGUACAAAUCAGUGUCUGAAAAUAAUGAUAAUUCUGAAAUUUUUAAGUUAAGCGUUUUAUUUCAUCUGCCAUGAAUUAACGUAGUCGCAUGCUGUAGAAUUUGCUUAAACAGGCGCUGACGUCUUUAGGCCCACUUACCUCCACCGGGACGACGAAACCGAUAUGAAACUGAGAAAUUUUGACCAUUGAAGUUUUAGACAUGCUGUGCAUACAUCCUUUACUUUUACUGGCGAAGCUAUGCACCUGUGUGAGAAACCGUGAGGGAGAAACGACAUAUAUUUCCUGCAGACGACCUGUAAAUCAUGGCCAUGCUUCCUGAAAUUGUCCCGAAUUAAAAAGCGACAGUUGCGAAAAGUCCCGUUUGAGAAAAACCUUUGUGUGAGUUUUCUAAAUCAAAACGUUCGAUCGGAGAAUCGCGAGAAACUCUUUUGGCUUUUCUUUAAACGUUUUGAAAUGGCAUCUGACAUGGCAGAGUCUUCUGUUCUUUUUCCACUGUAAACAGAUGCACUUUCUUUAAUAGUUGUGACUUUUUUAAUUGUUUAUUUUUUUCCUUUCUCUGCGAUAAUGUACAAUAAUUGUGAUGUAUUUGUGUGUGCUGCCACCAGUAAAGAUUAAUUGCAGUUCAAUUAAAAUGGAUUCCCCUUAUUUUCUCUCUCUCCAUUAAUAACUGUAGAUCUCAGCACUCCCUAGCUCACCUUUUGUAUUUAAUUUCAGUUUGUCGGUGUACCACAGAAAGCUGGAUGCAACAUAGAUACUAUAUUAAAAUGUACUGUUAUUUAAGAUGUAAUAAAACAAGUUUGAGAUGUC